Dreissena polymorpha is the source of this 624-nucleotide messenger RNA. RefSeq names its product beta-1,4-N-acetylgalactosaminyltransferase bre-4-like. Gene Ontology annotation, biological process: carbohydrate metabolic process. The coding region runs from base 1 to 624 and encodes 207 amino acids. The record is from RefSeq and is a predicted model, not a curated record. Gene Ontology annotation, molecular function: glycosyltransferase activity. NCBI's taxonomy places the organism in Eukaryota, Metazoa, Mollusca, Bivalvia, Myida, Dreissenidae. The transcript is spliced from 3 exons.
AUGGUCUCGUUAGCGGACAGGGUAGCACUUGACCAGGAUGCGCAGACGGGUCUUAAACGAAGCAGGCAAGAGAAGCAUCUGAAAAUUAUCAUCAACAAUCUGCACAGGAUUCUACAGAGGCAGCAGCUGAAAUACGGAAUCUUUGUCAUAGAACUGUCGCUACCCACCACGUUCAACAUAGGAGUCCUCAUGAACAUGGGGUUCUUAUUGGCAAACAAUAUCAGCGAAUAUGAUUGCUUUGUCUUCCAUGACGUCGACCUUAUUCCUCUAGAUGACAGAAUUGCAUACCAUUGCGACGUGUCUCCUAAGCACAUGUCCGCCUUCAACACGAAAUACGCGAAGGUGAAUAUUGCCAAGGCUCUUCCUUAUUCCGCCUAUGUGGGCGGGGUUAUCAGCUUACGGGGCGUGGAUUAUAAGAAACUGAACGGGUUUAGUAACGCCUACUUCGGAUGGGGAGGAACGGAUGAUGACAUUGAAAUUAGAGCUAAGGCAGCGAUGAUACCAUUUAAAAGGGAGAACCAGAACAUCGGCAGAUACUACGCCCUUCCCCAUCAAAGAGAUAAGAUGAGCUCCAAGUACGCUGCAAACAAUAAACAUGUUGCUACUGAAACUCAGAUUCUUUAA